Messenger RNA from Aspergillus sclerotioniger CBS 115572, 3278 nucleotides. RefSeq names its product acetyl-CoA synthetase-like protein. The transcript has 4 exons. The record is from RefSeq and is a predicted model, not a curated record. The coding region runs from base 1 to 3162 and encodes 1053 amino acids. Lineage: Eukaryota; Fungi; Ascomycota; Eurotiomycetes; Eurotiales; Aspergillaceae.
AUGGGAAUUCCUCAAUAUUAUGACGGGGUCCCUGACGAGGCCCCUAAGCCAACAGCACUUUCCACAGCCGACGUGGUGGCACGCUUCGGUCGUCUUCAUCUGUUGGACGACUUGAUCCGCCUACGAGCAGCAGAUGCUGUUCAACAUCCUAUCCUUGCCUAUCCUAAACCCACAGAAGAUGACUCCGUUUCAUAUGAGUACUUUACGGGUCACGAUCUAGAUUGCAUGGUGGACCAUGCGGUGUACACCUUGAUGGACUAUGGCUUCAAGCCACCCCGGGAAGAUGGAGCAACGGUUGCUCUCUUCACGCUCUCCGACCUCAACAUGGUCGUCACUUUCUUUGCCCUCAGCAGACUCGGAUACACCGUCAUGAUGCUGUCGCCUCGUCUAUCAGCCACAGCUUGCGUGUCGUUAUUAGACACGGUCGGCUGCGACACCAUCUUGUACGGCCAAUCGCCGAAUAUUCGCGCCACAUUGGGUGACAUUCUGCGCCUCAAACUAAUUGCCUGUCGGCCAAUCAUCCAACGAGCCUCUGUAGAGGCAUCGCAAGAUGCAGACGUUUUUAUGAUUCGCCGGAAUCGUCGUCCCGAGCUCCUGGUGAACCGGACUGCCCUCAUCCUUCACUCUUCCGGCUCAACAGGUACCCCAAAGCCUCUUUAUCUCAGCCACAAAGCCUUGAUGACCCAUCCCAUGCGGGGUCCGGGGUUCACUUCCUUCAACUCACUACCCUGGUACCAUCUGCAUGGACUAUCCACAGCACUGCAAGCCAUGUACAUGCGACGAACAGCAUUCAUGUGGGAUGCCUCUUUGCCCUUGACGGCAAGUACGGCGGUGGCUGUCCUGGAGGCAGCCCGGCCGGAAUCCGUCCAAGGCGUGCCCUACCUUCUUCAACUCCUCAUCGACAACCCACGCGGGCUGAAGGCGUUGAGGGCUUGCAAAUUCGUCACCUACGGUGGUGCCCCAUGCCCGGACGAGUUGGGCGAUAAACUUGUGGAGGAAGGUGUAAGAUUUGGAGGGUCUUUUGGACUAACGGAAGCUGGUCUGGUUGCAGAGUCGAUCUCGCGACCAGCAGGAGAUCCUUUUUGGAACUACAUGCGUUUUUUUGACAACAUCAAGCCAUUCAUCUGGAUGAAGCCCAUCAGCGACGCACUAUAUGAAGUGGUUUACCUCCAGGGCCAUCCAGCAUUGACGGCAUCCAACUCCAACGACCCUCCUGGCUCGUUCCACUCUCGCGACGUCUUUACUCCUCAUCCCACUAUUGCCGACCGGUGGAAAUACGUGUCCCGCUUGGAUGACCGGGUCACCCUGGUCAAUGGUGAAAAGGUGCUUCCCCUCCCAAUUGAGGGCUGUAUCAAGCAGAACCCUCUCAUCCAGGAAGCGGUUGUCGUUGGGGUCGAAAAGGCCGUUCCCGGGCUGUUGGUCUUCCGGACAGAAAACUCCCAGAUGUUCUCCGACGAGGAGUUUCUGGACCUCAUUUGGCCGACCGUGGAGGAUGCCAACUCACGGGCCGAACAAUUCUCCCAGAUCGCCCGCGAUAUGAUCGUGGUCUUGUCUGCCGACUCGGUCUGCCCGCGGACAGACAAAGGCUCCAUGAUCAGAGCCCAGGUGUAUACCAAAUAUGCCGAUGUCAUUGAAGACAUGUAUACGAAUGAACAGACUGUUGAUGGAACCCUCCAAUUGGAUCUCCCCGCAACAGAGAAGCAUUUAAUCAAGCUCUGCCACGAGGAACUGGGCUUCCCCAUCUCUAGCCCUAGCUCGGACUUUUUCGCCGAGGGACUGGACAGUCUGAAGGCCAUUCACCUGCGUCGUCUGAUACUAAAGGACUUUAAAGUGCAAGACCCUAAGAGCAUCAGUCACAACAUUGUCUUUGAGACUGGAAACAUUACCCGUUUGGCUGGGCAUAUCCUCGCAAUCCAAUCCGGCCACGAGGAGGAGACCGAGGAUGAAGUCUCCAUGAUGCCAGGGCUGAUCGAAAAGUACUCUGUUUUCCAGAGCCACACUCCCAGCCCCAGCUUGGUGACCUCCAACAAGAGCGUCGUUCUCACCGGAGCCACCGGAUCCAUCGGUGCCCACACCCUCUACAAACUCCUUAACGACGACACAGUCUCAGUCGUCUACUGCCUGACCCGGAGAUCCCAGCCUGAAGAGGCUAUCACCAACACCCUUACCCAAAAAAGCCUCUCCGUCCUUCCCCACCGUCUACAGAAGAUCGUCGCCCUCACCAGCUCUCUCGAAAAGCCCGACCUCGGCCUCGGUCCCAGCAUGCUCGCCCAGAUGAGACAAUCCGUAUCCCUGAUCAUCCACAGCGCAUGGCCCGUCAACUUCAACCUGCCCCUCACAAGCUUCGAACCCCACAUCAAGGGCCUCCACAACCUCAUCAACUUCUCCCUCUCCGUGAACCUCCCCGACCCAGCCGUCCUCCUCUUCUGCUCCUCCAUCUCCACCGCCCUGGAUUCCUCCUCCCCGGUCGACGAAACCCCCAUCACCGACCUCACCAGCGCCCUCGAAAUGGGCUACGGACGCUCCAAACUCAUCGGCGAGAAACUCAUCAGCAAUGCCCGCAAAUCCGGUGCCCGGACCUACUCCCUCCGCAUCGGCCAAGUCUCCGGCCACUCCAAAAAGGGUCUGUGGAACGAUUCGGAAGCCAUCCCGCUGAUGAUCCGAUCCGCAUUGACCCUCCACGCCCUCCCCGCCCUCGACAUGACCUGCUCGUGGCUCCCCGUCGACAAACUCGCCUGUUCGAUCCUCGAACUUGCCAAAGCCUGCUCCAUCAACUCGCUCGACUCUCACUGGGAUGACACCACCCCUACCGACGAUGACUCCAUCUACAACCUGUGCAACUCGCGCGUCUUCACCUGGUCCUCUCUCCUCUCGACUCUCAAACAAAGCGGCUUCGCUUUCAAAACUGUCCCUUUUCACACCUGGCUUCAACUUCUCCGUGAAAGUGAAGCCAGAGGCGAAGAGGAGAUCAACCCCGCCGUGAAGCUGACAUCACAUUACGAAGCCAUGUACAGCGGGGAUGCCCCGGAGCAAGUCAAAUUCCUCACCGAAAAGGCCGAACGGGAUAGUAUGACGUUACGAAAUGGGAGAUUGAGAAUCAUCCAGGAUGGGAUUCUGGCGAGAUAUGCACAGGAUUGGUUGAGGCGGUGGAAGAGUGCUUAGUUGCCUGGAGGGCUGAAAGCUAAGCUAUGGCUGGCUACGAGAUGACGAUAUCUUCUUCUUCUUCUUCUUGUUGAUACAUAAGAUUGAUAAAAGACUUGUAUAUAGUUGGAUAUGAG